GGGUGGAUUUCUCACAAACAUCACGGUGGGCCCCGCCUAGUUUCCACCUCAGGAACUUCGUGCGCUCGGGGUCGCAGGCAACAUAUUCCAUCUUGAUCCCCAACUUUGGUCGCGCAGGUCUUAAAUAAUUCGAUCCAAUGAUUCCAGCUAUCCACUCAAUGGCCAGGAAAAACUAUCAAUCGUUGGCGUUUGGGAUUUGGUUCUGUAGAUCCAAAACAUGGUAAAGAAGAAAUCCUUUAGUCCUCUUUCUCACCAGUCACCUCCCUCUAGUUUCUGAUGUGACCAUUUCCGUGAUGAUAACCUGCUCGACAAAUUUUCAAUGAGGAGACUUUUGGUGCAUGAACCAUUCCUAGUAGUGCUGAUAACUCCUAAUGAGUAACCCAUCUUGCGAUCUCAGGUUGGAAAGAUUUUGAAUCACGUCAUUCAAAAUUCUUCCUCUCAAUUACUGUCCCAAGGAUUCCAUCUCAAUGGACGUUCCUUUCUCCUCUUUCCUUCUUUCUUCAUACUGUUUCGCAUUCCCUCCUACUUUACUCCAGAUGAAUUUUUCAUCUUGAGGUAACACUGGAUGAUUUUCUUACUGACAUGGACCAAAUGAUAUGAUAGAAAGGCAGUAUAAAUCAAUAUGGAAGGUACUCAUCUCAACCGUUCCUGGCGGAGGUUCAUUACAAUACACCCAAAUGAUGUCUACGAACAAGGUGCGGGUACUCUGUAGAUUUGGGGGCAACUUCAUUUGCGAUUCAAAUAAGGUUUAUUACAAGGGAGGCACGAACCGCAUUGCUCAUGUCGAUCGAGCGAUCAAUUACCUCACUUUUUUAUCCAAAGUGUGCGAGAUUUGCAAGUUGACCGUCGUUAGCAGCAUCAAGUACAAAUCUCCUGGUCUAGAUUUGGAAUCACUUCUGCCGAUUGAGAAUGAUAAUGAUGUAUCCAAUAUGAUGGAAGCAUUUCCUCAAAGCGGCGAGCCUAUUCACCUCUAUGUUUUUGUUGUCCAAAACCUUUCAAUUACUAUUCCGAUUCCCAGUAAUCUGAUGCAAAAUGCCGAUACUGGAAAUGUUCAAGUAUCGUUGCGGGAUUUACAUGGAAGUAAUGAGACACUUGGACCUUCCUCACCUAAUAUUAACGCCAAUAACGAUGAUGUUCCGAGUGCAUCAAAUGACUUGCAUGAAACGGACUGCUUGUUGAUGGACAGUUGUGUCAAUGACAUGCCGAAAAUGAUGCUGAUUUUAAAAGAAGGCCAAGAAUUUGAAGAUGCAAAUGCUUUUUACAAGGCUUUAAGUGAGUACGCCGUACGUUUGAAUUUCCAGUACAAGCAAACUGGGUCAGGUGGUGGCCAUUAUCAGGCGAAAUGCAUUAAAGGCGAUUGCUCAUGGCGCAUACAUGCAUGUAAGCUUCCUGACAAGCUUACAUUCAAGAUAAAAUCCUUGCAGGGAAACCAUACUUGUAAUGCUGCGAAUGAGUCAACAAUGUCAAACACAACAACGCAUCGACAAGCCACUAGGAAACAGAUUGCUGCUUUGGAUGAGGAUCGACUCCAGAAAAAUAUGCACUGUACACCCAAAGAUAUUGUUGAUGGGAUUAGUCGAGAAUGCGGGAUCAAAUUAAGUAAUGAUAAUGCUUGGAGGGGUAAAGAAUUGGCACUAAAAGAGCUGCACUGUGAACAAUCCAUUACACCUCUUACGACAAUUUGUGAAGAAAUACAGACAACAAAUACAGGAAGCACAACAAAGAUUAGUAGUUCAUUACAAUACACCCAAAUGAUGUCUACGAACAAGGUGCGGGUACUCUGUAGAUUUGGGGGCAACUUCAUUUGCGAUUCAAAUAAGGUUUAUUACAAGGGAGGCACGAACCGCAUUGCUCAUGUCGAUCGAGCGAUCAAUUACCUCACUCUUUUAUCCAAAGUGUGCGGAAUUUGCAAGUUGACCGUCGUUAGCAGCAUCAAGUACAAACCUCCUGGUCUAGAUUUGGAAUCACUUGUGCCGAUUGAGAAUGAUAACGACGUAUCCAAUAUGAUGGAAGCAUUUCCUCAAAGCAGCGAGCCUAUUCACCUCUAUGUUUUUGUUGUCCAAAACCUUUCAAUUACUAUUCCGAUUCCCAGUAAUAUGAUGCAGAAUGCCGAUACUGGAAAUGUUCAAGUAUCGUUGCGGGAUUUACAUGGAAGUAAUGAGACACUUGGACCUUCCUCACCUAAUAUUAACGCCAAUAACGAUGAUGUUCCGAGUGCAUCAAAUGACUUGCGUGAAACAGACUGCUUGUUGAUGGACAGUUGUGUCAAUGACAUGCCGAAAAUGAUGCUGAUUUUAAAAGAAGGCCAAGAAUUUGAAGAUGCAAAUGCUUUUUACAAGGCUUUAAGUGAGUACGCCAUACGUUGGAAUUUCCAGUACAAGCAAACUGGGUCAGGUGGUGGCCAUUAUCAGGCGAAAUGCAUUAAAGGCGAUUGCUCAUGGCGCAUACAUGCAUGUAAGCUUCCUGACAAGCUUACAUUCAAGAUAAAAUCCUUGCAGGGAAACCAUACUUGCAAUGCUGCGAAUGAGUCAACAAUGUCAAACACAACAACACAUCGACAAGCCAGUAGGAAACAGAUUGCUGCUUUGGACGAGGAUCGACUCCAGAAAAAUAUGCACUGUACACCCAAAGAUAUUGUUGAUGGGAUUAGUCGAGAAUGCGGGAUCAAAUUAAGUAAUGAUAGUGCUUGGAGGGGUAAAGAAUUGGCACUAAAAGAGCUGCACUGUGAACAAUCCAUUACACCUCUUACGACAAUUUGUGAAGAAAUACAGACAACAAAUACAGGAAGCACAACAAAGAUUAGUAGUUCAUUGCAACACACCCAAAUGAUGUCUACGAACAAGGUGCGGGUACUCUGUAGAUUUGGGGGCAACUUCAUUUGGGAUUCAAAUAAGGUUUAUUACAAGGGAGGUACGAACCGCAUUGCUCAUGUCGAUCGAGCGAUCAAUUACCUCACUCUUUUAUCCAAAGUGUGCGGGAUUUGCAAGUUGACCAUUGCUAGCAGCAUCAAGUACAAAUCUCCUGGUCUAGAUUUGGAAUCACUUGUGCCGAUUGAGAAUGAUAACGACGUAUCCAAUAUGAUGGAAGCAUUUCCUCAAAGCAGCGAACCUAUUCACCUCUAUGUUUUUGUUGUCCAAAACCUUUCAAUUACUAUUCCGAUUCCCAGUAAUCUGAUGCAGAAUGUCGAUACUGGAAAUGUUCAAGUAUCAUUGCGGGAUUUACAUGGAAGUAAUGAGACACAUGGACCUUCCUCACCUAAUAUUAACGCCAAUAAUGAUGAUGUUCCGAGUGCAUCAAAUGACUUGCAUGAAACGGACUGCUUGUUGAUGGACGGUUGUGUCAAUGACAUGCUGAAAAUGAUGUUGAUUUUAAAAGAAGGCCAAGAAUUUGAAAAUGCAAAUGCUUUUAUCAAGGCUUUAAGUGAGUAUGCCGUACGUUUGAAUUUCCAGUACAAGCACACUGGGUCAGGUGGUGGCCAUUAUCAGGCGAAAUGCAUUAAAGGUGAUUGCUCAUGGCGCAUACAUGCAUGUAAGCUUCCUGAUAAGCUUACAUUCAAGAUAAAAUCCUUGCAGGGAAACCAUACUUGUAAUGCUGCAAAUGAGUCAACAAUGUCAAACACAACAAUGCAUCGACAAGCCAGUAGGAAACGGAUUGCUGCUUUGGACGAGGAUCGACUCCAGAAAAAUUUGCACUAUACACCCAAAGAUAUUAUGGAUGAGAUUAGUCGAGAAUGCAGGAUCAAAGUAAGUAAUGAUAAUGCUUGGAGGGGAAAAGAAGUGUCACUAAAAGAGAUGCACUAUGAACAAUCCAUUACACCUCUUACGACGAUUUGUGAAGAAAUACAGACAACCAAUCCAGGAAGUACAACAAAGAUUAGCAGUAUUGAUGAAUCUUUUGAAGAUGUUAUCCACCCAAAAGGAGAUCCUGAUGCUGUUUCAAUUAGUAAGAUAGACGUUGAGCUAUUGCAACCAGAGACAUUCAUCAUUGAUCAGCCUUUUGAAGAUGUUAUCUAUCCGGAAGGAGAUGCUGAUGCUGUUUCAAUUAGUAAGGGAGACAUUGAGCUAUUGCAAGCAGAGAAAUUCAUCAAUGACACUAUCAUUGACUUUUAUAUUCAAUACUUGAAGAAUAAUAACCAACUUGAGGACAAGCAUAGGUUCCAUUUUUUCAACUGUUUUUUCUUCCGCAAGCUAGCUGAUCUAGACAAGGAUCCAGAAAGUGCAAAAGAAGGGAGGGCAGCUUUCCUACGUGUUUGCAAAUGGACACGGAAAGUAAAUAUAUUUGAAAAGGAUUACAUCUUCAUACCUGUAAAUUUCAAGGUUCAUUGGAGUUUGAUAGUUAUUUGUCAUCCUGGAGAAGUAGCUAAUUUUGAAGAUGAAGAAUUUGAAAAGGCACCUAAAGUACCAUGCAUAUUGCACAUGGAUUCUUCCAAAGGAAGUCACAUAGGUUUAAAUAAUCUUAUUCAAAGUUAUCUAUGGGAGGAGUGGAAAGAACGACGCAGGGAGUCAUCUAAUGAUGUUUCUUUAAAAUUCUCAAAACUACGAUUUGUCCCUCUAGAGCUGCCACAACAAGAAAAUUCAUUUGAUUGUGGCCUCUUUUUACUCCACUAUGUGGAACUAUUUUUGAAGGAAGCUCCAGUUAAUUUCAGCCCAAUUUUCUCAAAAUUUCUCAAUGUGGACUGGUUUCUGCCUUCUGAGGCUUCUCACAAGCGUUCUGUGAUUCAGAAACUAAUCUUUGAACUUCCGAAUGACCAUUCCCCGAAAAAUCCUCCAGCUGCAUGCAGUGGUCAACAUAGUCCUCCAAAAUUUCAAGAAAUUGGUGCCUAGAAAGAACAAGCUGUAGAAUUCCCUUUUGAGCAAUGCAAUCCAACCAAGAAGAGGGGUCCUGGUAAUUCGUUUUGCUAUACCAUCAACAGAGGCAUUGGGAUCAAACUGUUGCCUCCAUUGUCUUCUUGCAGUGUUCAGCCUGAUAACGAAUCAGGCAUUACUUUCAGGGAUUUUAUUGAACAAGGUGAUAUUGCAGGAUCUUCCCGGGAUGCGUAAUGUGAACUUUUUCACCGGGUGGACUCCUUUCAAGAGCUCAGUAGUCCAAUGUCGCAAAUGGAGGAAGAUGCUGAAACUGGUGGGCAGUUUGUAUUGUUGCCUUCAGAUAAAGUUGGUUAUAAGCUGCAGGCUGAAAUUACAGCCGAAGCAUGUCCAGCCCCGUAUUGCUCCAAUGACGUUGCAGCACUGAGGUGUCAUGUUCCCAAGAGACAUCGAUGCAACCCCAAGCAGCAUGAGGCUGGGGAUGCCUCAUCCGAGUCAUUGAGCCGUGGGUCACUGAAUUCGAUUGUUGCUGGUGUGGAAAAGCAUGCUGUGAGCGGGUAGAAGAAACAGAGGAAAAGCCGUGGUCGAUCUUGCCGGAGGAUUUUGGGGGUGACUCCGAUAACCCAGCUUUGGCUUCUGAUGAGAGGCUGGAGACUUGCGUGGUUGAAGAUACUUGGGAGGGGGAAGUUGUUUCUGAGAGCAAGGAGAGUCAGGAUUUGUUUAUCCCCUGCCAACAAAACCAUCCUUCUCGACAGGACAUUGAAACAACAGAAAACUGCGAGCCUUUGAGCGACGAUGGUGUGCAAUUGAGCGGCAAAGGUUUGGAGGAGGGAUGGGAACAGCAGGCCCACAAACACUUGAAGGUCAAGCCUCCUGACGGAGAAAGGCAACACACGCGAAUCAUGGCAAGGGAUUGCGAGCCAAGAAUUUGGCUCCAGUUUCCAAGCUUGCAGCCCCACUGUUAUGAUUACUGACUUGAGUUGAUUUCCCAUGCUGUUCAUAUUGUCACGGCUUUUCUGUUACGUGAUUCGAGGUAGUAGCCAAACUCAACAAGGCAGUUUGGUCAGGUGCUUUCCUAGAAUGAUUCUCUUUCUCAGAUGUAUUCCUUCUCUCGUGCUUUUUUCUUUUUCCUUGUUUCCAUCACUGACGAUGAUGCCAUCCAUGAAAAUAUCAUUUCAAAUGUUUUAUAAUUUCGGGUUGUUGUGGAACUCCA
Molecule: messenger RNA, 6015 nt
Organism: Magnolia sinica
Lineage: Eukaryota; Viridiplantae; Streptophyta; Magnoliopsida; Magnoliales; Magnoliaceae
Exons: 15
Coding region: 597-4823 (1408 amino acids)
Biological process (GO): proteolysis
Molecular function (GO): protein binding; cysteine-type peptidase activity
Source: RefSeq, a predicted model, not a curated record